AUGCCCGCAGCCGUCAUUUUAGACAGGCAGUUUCUCGGCGAUCAGUACCAGCCAAUACUCGACGAAUUGAAGGAUUAUAUAAAGGAGUUGGCGAGGGUUGAGCUGAAGCAUGGCGGAGUGGUAGUCCAUUACUAUUCUUGGACCUCUAUUAACAUCAAAAAAGUGUUCAGCGUUGCUUCCUGCGAAGACACCUGGACUUUGUUCUCCCGCGCCGUCGAGGAAGAGCUCCUGUUGGUCGCAUUGACGGAGGCCGGCUGUCCGAGGUUGCCAGCAGACGCGGCGGUGACCGUCACCUACACCGAAGCCGGCCAGGAGCUGCCACAGAUUAUACUAGACCUGAGGGCAGAGCGGGCUUUCAACUGGAAGUCCGCCGUCAUACUGCACGACGAUGCGUUAAACAUGGAGACGAUAUCCCGAGUGGUUCAGUCCAUGACAUCUCAAGUGGUUAACGGGAUGGUGCCAUCUGUGUCCGUCGCCGUGUACAAAAUGAAGUACAUGACAAACGAGUACCUGAAGAAGAAGGAAAUCCAUCGAGUACUGUCCAAAUUGCCAGUGAAAAAAAUUGGGGAGAAUUAUAUGGUGAUAGUUAAAUCGGACGUAAUGCCAGUGAUAGCGGAGAGCGCUCGCCAUCUUCAGAUGUCACACACCCAGGCACAGUGGCUAUACAUUUUACCCGAUACGAGCGUCCGCAACAGAAGCUUCGAGAACCUGAUUGACAGUUUACACGAGGGUGAAAACGUUGCAUAUCUCUUCAACGUUACGGACGAUCACCCAGAGUGCAAGAACGGGAUGAUGUGCUAUUGCAAGGAGAUCAUGGACGCUUUCGUAUCGGCUUUGGAUUCGGCUGUGCAGGAGGAAUUCGACGUGGCCGCUCAAGUCUCCGACGAGGAGUGGGAGGCGAUCAGGCCGACGAAACUGCAGAGGAGGGACGCGCUAGUGAAGCACGUCAAGCAACACAUACAAGCCAACAGCAAGUGCGGGAACUGUAGCUCUUGGAGGGCGUUGGCUGCCGACACUUGGGGCGCCACCUACCGGCAGCACGCCGACAAAGCGGUAACAGUUGAUAGUGACGUUAACACAACAAACGGAGUAAUAGAGGAUGUUCAACUGUUGCAAGUGGGAACGUGGAGAUCCAUCGACGGGAUGAGGUUUAACGACGCCCUGUUUCCUCACAUCGCGCAUGGAUUUCGCGGGAAGGAGUUACCAAUCAUAACGUAUCAUAUGAUUCACAGCCAAAGCGCUAAAUUGACAAUGGCGGCGGUUGCCAAGGGUUUGGCGGCAUUGGGCGCCGCGCCGUUUAGUGUUCUGCCAGAUCCGAUGCCAGGUAUAAAUUACACAUUAGCCGUGAGUACGCAAGCCUACGCUUUCCUCAUCGCCCGACCGAGAGAGUUGAGCAGAGCUAUGUUGUUCCUGCUGCCUUUUACCACCGACACGUGGCUGUGUCUGGGUUUCGCAGUGGUUCUCAUGGGGCCCACAUUGUACGUAGUACACCGACUCAGCCCUUACUACGAGGCAAUGGAAAUAACACGACAGGGAGGCCUAUCGACGAUUCACAACUGCCUCUGGUACAUUUACGGUGCACUGUUGCAACAGGGUGGAAUGUAUCUCCCUAGAGCGGACAGUGGCCGCUUAGUGGUGGGCACUUGGUGGAUCGUGGUGUUGGUCGUGGUGACGACGUAUUCCGGAAACCUCGUCGCAUUCCUCACGUUCCCAAAGCAGGAGCUUCCGGUGACAACCAUUGCUGAUUUGUUGGAGAACAAGGAUGUGUACACAUGGUCGAUUAACAAGGGCUCUUAUUUAGAGAUGGAGUUGAAGAAUUCUGACGUACCAAAAUACAUAUCGCUGUUAAAAGGUGCGGAAUUAAUAAUAAACAAUGAGAAUGCUGAAAAGAAUCCAAAAUCAGAUUCGUCCAUCCUCGAACGGGUGCGCAAACGGAGACACGUGAUCAUCGAUUGGAAGAUGCGUUUGAGCUACGUCAUGCGGGCGGCGACCCUGGCUACGGACAGAUGCGACUUUACUGUCAGUGCAGAAGAGUUUAUGGAUGAAAAGGUUGCGAUGAUCAUGCCCGCUGGCAGUCCAUAUCUUCCAGUCAUAAACGAGGAGUUAAGUCGCAUGCACAAAGCGGGACUGAUAGAGAAGUGGCUGGCCGAGCGGCUCCCUCAGAGAGACCGCUGCUGGAGGAGUGGCACGGCCGGACAACAGAUCGACAACCACACGGUGAACCUGCGCGAUAUGCAGGGCUCAUUCUUCGUUCUAUUUCUGGGUAUAUUUACAGCGUUCAUGGUACUCUUCAUGGAGCACAUGUAUAAGAAACGAAAGAAUAGAAAAGACAGUGAUAUUAUAAAACCCUAUACCGAA
Iphiclides podalirius (scarce swallowtail) is the source of this 2358-nucleotide messenger RNA. NCBI's taxonomy places the organism in Eukaryota, Metazoa, Arthropoda, Insecta, Lepidoptera, Papilionidae. The record is from the annotation of a GenBank genome assembly.